Messenger RNA from Neocloeon triangulifer, 3633 nucleotides. RefSeq lists its product as uncharacterized. NCBI's taxonomy places the organism in Eukaryota, Metazoa, Arthropoda, Insecta, Ephemeroptera, Baetidae. The coding region runs from base 166 to 3471 and encodes 1101 amino acids. The transcript is spliced from 18 exons. The record is from RefSeq and is a predicted model, not a curated record.
UUUUACAUACAGGGUGCUUCCAGGGCAGGUGACCGUGCCCUGAGAGAUCGCGGGAUCACUCCAGUGGUCAUUCAAAGGUUGUUUGUGUCGUCCGACAGCUUCAAGGCGCGCAAAAGACCGUCCAUACCGUCCGCGUUCCCGCAACCCAAGAGACACUUUGAGAUCAUGUCGGACCAAUCCGACGGCUGCCCGGACGGCCCCCGGCGGUCUGCUACGUACCCUCGCAUCCUGGCGGCAAACGCGACAUCAUCUUUUCUUCCGGCAACGCUGCGCCCUCCAGCACAAGCCGCCCAGUCUACCCAGUCUACCCGUACCAGAAGUUCGAUGGCAACGUUGUUUGGUGGCACUGCAGCUGGUAACAGUCCAGCUGGACUUGUCCGAUCAACACCUUCGGCAAGGCAAACGUUGCCGGCGCCAAGAACCAACUCGACAGGUUCUUCGAUGGGGCUGCUCAUGCAGGCGCCUCUGUCGUCACACAUGGUGCGCCCUCCCUCUACAGCACCUCUGGCAACAGCACCUCGUCACCAAGUUCAAGCAUCUCCGACCAUCAAUGUUUAUCGAGCACAAUCGGACAGAUACCCACAGAAUAGUCAGUCAGCAACAUUACGCAGCAGCAGCCUGCCUGCACCUUUCCAUAUGAGCCGGCCCCAGGACAGAAACAUUCCUGCUACCUCAUGUCUGCCACUGACGAGUGAGCGCAGGGAUGGAUCGAAGGCAGCAACCGACUAUUGCCCGCCGUUAGCCGACGUGCCUCCUCUCUCGGAGAGACUGGACACUGAUUACUCCCAGUGCCAGACUGAGCACACCUCUUCAGAGCCACUAGGGCACCAACCUGAUGGCUCUGCUCACUGUCAGCUUGAGCCCGUCCACAGUGCACGUGUUCGUUCCUGGACAUUGUCACCUAGUCAGUCAAUGCCAAGAGCAGCACCGCCUGCAAAUCUGACGGUGACUGUCACCCGGCACGCACCAACCAGACUAAGCAGCAGGUCCACUUGGGCAGUGCCCUCUUCUGUCAGCCAGUCUUCUCAAGGCAGCAGCCAGGCAUCCCUGACCUUGUCGCAGCGCCCAAUCCAGCGUUCUCCGCCUCCGAGCACAAGGCCUGUGAUGCCUAUGAGGCAAGAGAAGGGACGCCGUCGACGUUCAUCCUCGGGUUCGACCACAAGCGAUGGCGCAUCACCAUCCAAACGUGCAAUUGCAGUCACAAAUGACGAGGCAAUCAUCGAGAGCGAGCACGGCUCGCCUGCCUCUUCUUGUAAAGUUAUUUGCCAACUGCAACACUCACCACCUGCUGUCAGCGCGAGACUCUCGGGCAGCUCUUACGACUUUGGCUCGCUGUACGGCAGCUAUAGUAGCUCUGAAGGUCGACAACCUGCUGCACCUCAGAAGCCUUGGUCAAUCCCCGACUUUGAAGACCUCGUCGCCGCAAAUCCCAGCAUGACUCCAGCUCCGACUACAAAUGCUCGUCCUCCAGCCAUUAAGUCGCCCGUCGACAACGAGGCCACCCGACCACCGUCAAGGGCGUCUUCCCUGGACGCAAUGACGUCGGAAAUUAGAGUAAAUUCCACACCACCUUUGACUUUGGAAGGAUACUCGCCUGUUAAUGGCUCUCCAAUUGUCAGACCUCGUCGAACAAAGGCUGUUUUAUCACGACUGAUUUUGCCAGCACAAAAGAGCCCAACAGAGACUCAUCAUGGUCUUCAUGAGCGUGCUAAUGAAUUGCCGCAGCCAAUUUCACAAAGCCUUGAUGGUUUAAACAAAGAUUUUGGAAACGGUGACUCUCCUAAUGAAGAGCUCAACGAUCAGAGAGAUGAAAGUGAAAAUAAUGCAGAAAACGAGCAAAAUGGGGAUGUGGUCUCUCAACCUCCCCAUCAGCGACGGUCCACUCGAGUUUCUAACGCUCCUCUGAAAUUUUCUGACUCGGCGCUCAUCGGACACUUGAACAAGCUCUCAAGGCACCUAUCGUCAAGACAGGUUUUACAUCGCAUAGAGCCUCAGGUCAAUCAGGCCAAGACUAGUGGAACUGCUCAGAUUGUUCAAGAGGCCCGCCCAGACUGGAUAAGGAAAUGUUUCAUCCCUGGGUGUGAUAUCAACUCAAGGAAGGAUCCGACUAAGAAAUUGUUUUCCCUUACAAAGUCUGUCCCUCUGCGACAUGUGAUUUUUCGGAUGAUCAGAGAAAGAAUUGAUCCGAACUAUCAGUCCAAAUCAAUUCAAAGCGGACUAUACUGUUGUGAGCUUCAUUAUAAGAUUCCGGGUGAUGUCAGGCCUGAAACCAUAAAUGGAUUCGAUAAGACACAAUGGCGACUCAACCCAAUGACGGUGCCUUCAAAGCUGAAGAAAAUUAAUGGUGCAGGAGGUACCAUACUCUGGGUGGAAUGGCUGCAAGUGUCCAAACCUGACGAGCAAGUUCAUAAGUCACAGAACUCAACUGCUCAGCCUGAGUCUCAAGUAUCGGGAGGCAUGAGUAAUGCAGACUCUCCGCGUUUGCGUUUCACAGAACGUGAAAAACAAAAAGACCCCGAUUUCAUCUUUCCUGGAUCCCUGGAUACAGAAAGUUCAAGUCAACAUCAUGUUGAAAAGGCCAUUAGAGCUGAAAAGGCAUCACUACGACACUCGGUGGCUUUGGACAUGAUGCUCGAAAGACCAGACCUUUUUUUAGGUAUCAGCAAAGAAAAUAUUCACUUAAUCGAUGCGUUAGCAAAGAAAGUCGGGCCGACACCAGAAAAGGGACGCGAUAAGGUUCUCUUAACCAUUCGAAAAGUCAAGCUUAAUGAGAGCUUUGAAAUUUUGGGCCUUCAUUUUGGCAUUUCGAAAAGCAAAGCAAACGAAAUUUUCAAAGCCACCCUACCCACAAUCGCAGAUUGCCUAAGAGAAACCAUUGGCAUUCUGAAACCCCAGUUACUAGUCAGAAAUUUGCCGAUUCCGUUCCGCUAUGAAUACUCGAAAGUAACCCACAUCAUCGAUUGCUUUGAAAUUCAAACUCAAAUUCCGUCCGACGCGUGCGACAGAGCAAUCACAUUCAGUUCCUAUAAAGCGUGCAACACCAUAAAGUACUUAAUUUCUUGUACGCCUGAUGGAUAUUGCAAUUUCGUCUCUGCCGGUUAUGGUGGACGCCGCCAUGACAUGGCAUUCAUUCAGCAAUCGGGCAUUUUGGACCAUGUUAUUCCGGGAAGAACAGUGUUGGUAGACAGGGGGUUCAAAAACGUGGACACUGUUUUUGAGUCAAAGGGUGUCAGAAUGGAAAAGCCACCUUCAGUGCGAAAAGGAAUUCCGAUGGAUGAGGAUCAGGGACCCGGUUGUAAAAAAAUUGCAGCUCUUCGAAUCCACAUUGAGCGAUUGAUCGGUCGAGUGCGAAACUUUAAAAUGGUGAGCCCGCACGCGUGCAUUCCAUCAUCUAUGAUUCAGUACCUAGACGACGCAGUGGCGGUAGCAGUGGGAUUAGCAAAUUUCAGCCCCCCUCUUAUUAGACGCUGAAGUUUUUUAUUUAAUAUGUAAAAUAAAUUGGUUUGGACUUUCUUUUAAAAAAACUUUUUUCGCAUCGCACCUACUUAGUGCGAGUGCAAGGAGCAAGCUCAUGUGCAUUUUCACAUUACAUGUAUAAAUUUAACUCGAUUGUACACAUUUUUUUUUUUUGUU